AUACAAAAAGACUAGACCAGAUCUGCAUGCAUGAAAAAGAGUGGAGGAAUCAAAGCUAUUAAUGUCACACAACACAAGUAACAAAUACAAUUCAGAUCAUUCAAUUUUCUCAACCACCUCUUCUUUUUACUUAUAAGUAGCUAGCAGCCAACACUGAUAGUGCCACCAUCACCUCCUUCAUUUCACUAAUAAUAGCUACUGCUAGUAGCAUGGCGGACAAGAAAAGUAGCAACGGUGGUGGAGAUUCAGCAGCUGGGAUGGGGAUGGAACCAUCAAGGGAAGAGGGAAGCAAGAAUAUUGGAGAGACUUUGUUGCGGUUGCUGCCUAUAGCUCUCUGUCUCUCCGCGCUUGUUAUAAUGCUCAAAAACUCCCAGUCCAAUGAUUUUGGUUCCCUCUCGUACUCUGAUCUUGGUGCUUUCAGGUAUUUGGUGCACGCGAAUGGUGUUUGUGCAGGUUAUUCCCUCCUCUCAGCAAUUGUCUCAGCUGUUCCUCGUCCAUUAACCAUGCCAAGAGCCUGGACCUUUUUCGUUCUUGACCAGGUAUUUACAUACAUAAUACUGGGAGCUGGGGCAGUAUCCACGGAGGUCAUGUACCUUGCAUACGAGGGAAAUGCAGCAAUAACAUGGAGUUCAGCAUGUGGAUCAUUUGGGUUAUUCUGUCACAAAGCCACAUCAGCUCUGGCCCUAACUUUCGGAGUAGUUAUAUGCUAUGCCGUGCUUUCCCUCAUCUCUUCUUACAAGCUCUUUAGCAAGUAUGAUGCCCCAGUAAACACCAGUAGUAAAGGAAUCGAGAUAACACCUGCAUUCUAUGCCUGAUCUGUGGUUAUGCGUGUUGUACUGGGAACAACUUGCUAAAGUCUGAAACAAAAUAAUGAAACAGUAGUUAGUAAAAUACUAACAUGUACGGAUGCACUAGAGAUCUAAAUCUAUUAACUAAUCAUGUUAUUGUCCAUUACUUAUCAUGUCACUUACAAGCUCUUUAUGGAAUUCUCAUGUCAUAAUGAUAUAUAUUUUGAUGGUUCA
Messenger RNA from Daucus carota subsp. sativus, 1022 nucleotides. RefSeq names its product CASP-like protein F16. The record is from RefSeq and is a predicted model, not a curated record. Lineage: Eukaryota; Viridiplantae; Streptophyta; Magnoliopsida; Apiales; Apiaceae. The transcript is spliced from 3 exons. Bases 210 to 815 code for a protein of 201 amino acids.